Ochotona curzoniae (black-lipped pika) is the source of this 1765-nucleotide messenger RNA. Its product is annotated as TBC1 domain family member 9B-like. The record is from RefSeq and is a predicted model, not a curated record. Lineage: Eukaryota; Metazoa; Chordata; Mammalia; Lagomorpha; Ochotonidae.
CAUUGGGCUGCAGCUGAGUGGCUGCAUGGAGGCUCCCUACCUCCUGUGGCCAGCCAGGUUGCCAGGGAGGCUGCGGGGCACUGUGCUGGCAGGACUGGACUAUUGACAGCACUUUCCUCCCACCAGGAAAUGGAGCCCGAGUCGGCCCAGCUGUUGCACAAACGUGACAUCCCAGACUUGGGCACUCCCAGGGGCACCUGGCCACCCCAGAAGGACUCUCCUGGCCUGAACGUGAAGGUGAAGGAAGGCGGCAGUCACUGCCUCUGGAACCAUGAGGACCCACGACCCCAGGGGCUCCGUGUUGCUCAUGGGGAACUGCCGAGUCCAGCCUGUCAGGCUGAGGCCACAUCUUCUACAUGGAUGUCUGGACAAUGUGGUCAAUGAGCAGAGUACUUCCCCACCAGUGCCACACCUCCAUGCCUUGCUGACCAGUGGAGACGAGCCUCCCACACAGACAGACAUCUUUGACCUCCUCAAAGCCUCCUAUGAGAAAUUCAGCAGCCUGCGGGCCAGCGACACUGAGCAGAUGCGGUUUAACAGGCUGAAAGUGAUGCAGUCGUUGGAGGACACAGCCAAGAGGAGCGUGGUCUGAGCCAUACCUGGGGACACUGGCUUCUCCACUGAAGAGCUGGAAGACCUUUACAUGGUGUUUAAGGUAAGAGCCGAGAACAGGGACAGGACCUGUAACUGUGACCUUAUAGAGCUGCUGCUGCUUUCAGUGAUCAAGUGGGGAAAUGCCCAGGCCCUCCUUGACGGUGGUGCCGGAGGGCAGAGCCCAAGGUCAGGCCAAAGCAGGAGGCUCCGUGCAGGGAACCAGAACCCGGGGCUGCUCCCGCACAAGCACAGGCUGGACCUCGGCAGAGGUGGGCUGCAGUCCCAGCUGGAGAAGAAUGUGCUCCAUGUUGUUAUUUCCUGGUUGGCAGAGGCACUACCACAGGAAGAUCGGGAAGGAAGCAGAAGCGAGGAUACCCAAGAAAAGCGAGCAGAGGAGAAGGGGACCAGCCCCCCAGACUACCGACUCUACCUUCGCAUGUGGGCCAAGGAGGGAGAGGCUCAGAAGGAGACCAUCCAGGAUCUGCCCAAAAUGAACCAGGAGCAAUUCAUUGAGCUGUGCAAGACGCUAUACAACAUGUUCAGUGAGGACCCCCUGGAGCAGGACUUGUACCACGCCAUUGCCACAGUGGCCAGCCUCCUCCGCAUCAGUGAGGUGGGGAAGUUCUUCAGUCCCAGUGUCAAGAAGCCCACGGGUGGCACUCUCAGCAAGGACCAGGGCAGUUCCACUGAGGAUGAGUCCCCACUGCCAUCACCUGCAAGGGAAUCCCAUCAGGCCCCAGUACAGGAAUGCCAGCUGACAGCCACGGGGGACCCCUGGACCAAAGCUGGUGGAGACACCCACCUUGGAAAAGUGCCACAGGAGAGACAGACGGUGGUAGAGGGGGGCAGUGGAGAGGGGCAGGGCUCACCCUCCCAGCUCCUGUCUGAUGAUGAAACCAAAUACAACAUAUCCAUGUCCUCCUACUCAGUGGUCAGCAUGGGCUCCCUGCAGUGUGAAGACCCCACAGACACUGCCCGCAUUGGGGACACCAUGGACGCAGACUGGUGCAUCUCCUUCAAGCAGAUCCUGGCCUCCAUCCUGCCGGAGUCUGUGCUGGUCAACUUCUUUGAGAAAAGGGUGGACAUUGGACUCAAGAUGAAGGACCAGAAGAAAGUAGAGAGACAGUUGAGUGCCUCCAGUGAGCAUGAGCCAUCUGUUGCUCUGGGCUGA